Molecule: messenger RNA, 635 nt
Organism: Drosophila hydei
Lineage: Eukaryota; Metazoa; Arthropoda; Insecta; Diptera; Drosophilidae
Product: transcription elongation factor 1 homolog
Exons: 3
Coding region: 125-373 (82 amino acids)
Biological process (GO): transcription elongation by RNA polymerase II
Cellular component (GO): transcription elongation factor complex
Molecular function (GO): RNA polymerase II complex binding
Source: RefSeq, a predicted model, not a curated record
AAAAAUUCACAAAGUUCCCCUGCAGCUUGUUGGAACUUACCAAAAAAUUUAGUUUACAGCUGAACGUUAAGCAUUGUACAACGACUGCGCCUCCAAGUAUUUUCUUCAUAUCAGAGAGCUAAUUAUGGGACGUCGUAAGUCGAAGCGCAAGCCGCCGCCGAAGCGUAAAAAUAUCCAAAGCCUGGAAAAGCAGUUCAAUUGUCCUUUUUGUAAUCACGAGCGCUCCUGCGAUGUCAUUUUGGACAAAUUGCGUAAGGUCGGCCGCAUUAUAUGCCGUGUCUGCCAGGAAUCCUAUCAGACCCAAAUCAUAUCGCUAUCAGAGCCAGUCGAUGUCUACAACGAUUGGAUUGAUGCCUGCGAGGAGACCAAUUAGCAAUAACAACGGAUACGACUAACAAUACACAUUUAUAUCACACAUACAGCACACAGUGUUCUUUGUAAUGAUUCAAAUUUAUAUUACCAAGGGCUUCAAAUAUUCGUUUCUACCCGAAAGUAUGCACUUUCUUUUUUGUUGUUGUUGAAUUGCCCGAUAUGCCUGUAACUAUGCUUUAAAAAACCUAUGUUUCUUUUAACUAUUCUGCUAAUACGAUAGUAAGUUCAAAAUAAAAAUGUAACCAAUACGCUUAUCAAAUCUA